This is a messenger RNA of Ectocarpus sp. CCAP 1310/34, 1382 nucleotides long. The record is from the annotation of a GenBank genome assembly. Lineage: Eukaryota; Phaeophyceae; Ectocarpales; Ectocarpaceae.
AUGUUCUGUGAAGGGAACCCACAAGCUUGGCUGCUUGGGGCGCUUAUUGAUAGCGGGUGCACCCUGGCUUCCUACAGGGUGCUGCAUACCCACCCCGACUAUCCCGUCGUACUUCCGAUCUGGUCAGAGCUUUCCAAGGGCGACCUCCUGCCCCCGCGGCAGGUGACCCGGCAAGCUGGUGGUCCGAAAAAGAACCGUGGCCCCCGGCAGCGUUCCCGAUUCCCUGGUCGCAACGACCCCUGCCAGCGCGGACGCGGCAACGUAGCCCAAGAUGGAGGUGGUCGUGGCGGCGGGCCUGCCGCCGGGGGAGGGGGUGGUCGUGGCGGGGGCGGCAACUCUCGGCCCGUCCCGGUACAUGGGAUGGGCAGUGUUCGCAGCCACAUGGGAUACCUCAACGUCGGAGGUUCAGCGGGCGAGCGACCUACCGGAAGGUUGUGGGGGGGGGCUCGCGUUUCAGCGCUACGGCUCGCAAGACGCUUCCGGUCGCGACCACGCAGCGGGGGCGGGGGCCGGGUCAUGCGCUAUGCUGAGUCAAUCCCAAGGCUCCAUCGACCUGUCGUAGCUCAAGUGGUUCGACUCGUAGCUCAAGUGGUUUGACUCGUCUUAGGGUUAGGUAACUUGGGCCUUUGAAUUUCUUCGUCGCACGUUGUCGGAGUCAAAUACGACGCUGUGGUCCGUGAAUGGCAGGGCGCAAGAGGUCGAAUGUGUGUGCAGAUUUGCGUAAAGCACCCGCGACGGCGGGGCGCGUGUUGUAGCGCCUAAUUUCGCGUGCCAGUUUCCAAAUGCUAUGCACAACAGACAGAGAUGAACAGCGAAAUUCGACAACCACGCACGCACGUGACUUCGACUUAGCCUGAAAAAUGGGUAGAACCGUCGAGCCCCAAGAGGAAGCUAUUGUGAAGGACGGUUAUCGUCAGCCAUGCGCACGCAUGUACCUGCAAACUGCUUCUCACGAUAAUCGCGACGGAGAGCGUUUGCGGAAGUGGCCCUUCACCCCAACAGACAAGAUUCGCAACCGAAUAACUAAUCCACCGUAAACGCCCGUUACUUAUCCGUGUCUUGUCAACGGGGGAGGGGGGGACAGUAGUGCGUCGUGUAGAAACACAGAACGCAUGUGUUGGACGCGCCCCCAGACAUAGUUGCCGGUCCACGUCUGCACCGAUUAGUGGUGAUGUACGCAGCGAUCAUAUAUUGGGCCACAACCUUAACACUUCGAACGCCAUGCGUUUCCUUUGUUCUACUGCUGCACGAUGGCAACACUACGUGCGAAGAGUCUACUACAGUACCACACCGCCAAAAAAAGGUGUGUUUGGUGUUACCUCGGCAAGCAAACAUGCAUCUGCAGCAUUUAACUCUGUUUGGGUCGUUGUGCACAUUUGGAU